AUCUUCGGGCCAUGGAAGCUGUCAAGCCUGAAGAAAGAUAUACCUGGUUUAUGUUGUCAUUUGUGAAACAUCGAUGUAUGUAAGAUCCCGAUGAAAUGGACAUUAUGCAUGUGAGGUCUUGACUGACCAAUGGAAACUAAUUCCAUGAAGAAGGUGAGCAGCUGAAGACAACAAUCACCAAGUCAGUUUGUGGUUGUUUUGAGAUGACGCCUCGCCUCGGCGAAUUUUGUGUGUAUUUACUGUUUACAGUGGGCACAGACAUGUGACGCGUCAUUGAGUUGUGUCUUCCUAACGGCACUGUAUAUAUGUGCAUAAUAAAGGAUAUAUGAACUGGCCCAUAUGAACGUGUCGUCAGUGCUAGGCAGUAGUACUUUGGAAUGAUACUUAGAUGUACCACAAAAAGACAGAGAUCUAAUUGACACGUUCAUCUGAACUAAAAUUAGACACGGCGCGAGGGUUUCACAUAGCCUGUUGAUUGCCUAACCAAGACUCUUGAUCUACUGCCACAAGAAGCUGUCACUGCAUUGCAAGUGGUUGACAUAGGAAUGUAUUGAUCAUUUCAAGAAUUCGAAACCUGUCAGUUGUGAAUUCUCGUCAGAAGUGGAUCAUAGAAACAAACGUUGUUCCUUCCCAUGUUGAUUGAAUAGAUUAUAGGGAUUAAUUCUGAUGUGGAUUACGUUGCUCAGUUGGAUAGUGUGUCUCUAGUGAGUGCAAACAAAUAAUGCAAUUUGGAAGAACUAACUUUCCCGGCCAGUGAAGUUUUCAUCUAAACUCUCAUAACAAUGGCAUCUGGUGGUGGAAAUGGUCGACCAAUGCCAGCCCCAAGAACAGGGAAACCACUUCUUGCUCCUAAGCCUCAUCCACCUUUCCAACAAGGUGCUGCAGCUGCAGCAGCAGCUGCACACCUCCUCGGUCCUCAGGGUGGGAACCUUACCGAGGCUCGUGCAAAGACUGUCCUGAAGGAAGCAGUAGAUGCUGUUGUGAAUAGCUUUGCUAAACAUACACAUGGCUAUGGAAGAGUGAAUGUGGUGGAAGCCCUGCAAGAGUUCUGGCAGAUGAAGCUGGAGCGGGGUGCGGAUCUGAAGAAUGGCGCCCUGGUGGUUUACGAGUCAGAGCCAGCAUCAUCUCCACCGUACGUCUGCUACGUCACUCUACCAGGAGGCAGUUGCUUUGGCAGUUUUCAGAACUGCUCGACUAAGGCGGAGGCAAGGAGAAGUGCUGCCAAGAUUGCUCUCAUGAAUUCUGUCUUCAAUGAACAUCCUUCAAGGAAAAUAAGUGAUGAAUUCAUCGACAAGGCCAUACGUGAUGCCCUUGCUUCAUUCAAGGGAAGCCAGUCCGAUAUUGAGAACCCCAGCACAGGCAUUGGAGCCUUCAAGUUUAUGCUUGAGGCCAACAGGGGGCGCACCAUGCUAGAGUUCCAGGAACUGAUGACCGUCUUCCAACUGCUGCACUGGAAUGGCAGUCUCAAGGCUAUGCGUGAACGCAGCUGCUCCCGGCAGGAAGUGCUGGCGCACUACUCUCAUCGGGCACUGGACGAUGACAUGAGGUCGCAGAUGGCACUAGACUGGAUCGCUCGAGAACAGGAGGAUUGUUCAAUCAUCCCCAGGGAGUUGAAAAUAUCAGAGAAAGAGUUAGAAUCUGCACGACUAGCUGGGAGAGAACUUCGGUUUUAUAAGGAGAAACGAGACAUUCUAGUUUUAGCUUUGAGCCAGAUCGGACCUUCAGAGAGUAUGGCCUAAGUAUUGCCAAUUCAUGGAACUUUGGAGUCUUGGAUAGAUGUAUAUUGUUUCUAUGUGAACAUCAUGCAUUGUGGUGUGUGACUGCCAGUUUUACAGCUGUCUACAUAUCUCAAGGCCAGAUGAUACAAGUGCUCCACACUACUUGUCUCUCAGUAGACUUCUAUAGCAACACAGCAAGUGAAUGUUGCUGGUUUAGUAUAUGCAUGAACAAAUGUAUUUCCAGUGCAAUGUUCCUAUAUAGGAUAUGGCGAAGAGUUUAUACUAGUGCAUGUAUCAGUUUCAAGUGCUGCCUCCCUGUGCUACAGCUGACAGCUAGAUGUGCACGUUACUACGCAAUACUCCACACAUAAACGUACGUGACAUGUGAAGGUCUUGUUCACACUGAAUAAUAACGUGCAUGUGUCAAUGUCUUAUCCUCAUAGAACAAAAAUGUACAUGUGUCAAAGAUGUUGUCCACACCGAACAAGGAUAUUGUGCAUGUGGUGGCGUCAGUGUUUUGUCCUGACAGAACAAAGAGGUUCCUGUGCAGGUGUUAGUGUCUCGUCCUCACAGAA
This is a messenger RNA of Haliotis rubra (blacklip abalone), 2293 nucleotides long. Its product is annotated as LIX1-like protein. Gene Ontology annotation, biological process: autophagosome maturation. The transcript is spliced from 4 exons. The coding region runs from base 783 to 1739 and encodes 318 amino acids. Gene Ontology annotation, cellular component: cytoplasm. NCBI's taxonomy places the organism in Eukaryota, Metazoa, Mollusca, Gastropoda, Lepetellida, Haliotidae. The record is from RefSeq and is a predicted model, not a curated record.